AUGGACAUGUCUAGCAGCUCCAAUUCGAGCGACUGCUCCGUCACAAUGCUAUGGAACUGGUCUACCAUUGAUUCCUGUUUCCUCGCCCCGUCCUGGCACGUCAAAACCGCCGGACAGUUUGCCGUCUCCUGCAUCGGGGUCGCCUUCCUCGUCAUCGUCUUAGAAUUCCUCCGUCGACUCGGAAAAGAAUACGAAGAUAGCAUCCAGCGUCAAUUCCAGCGGCACGUCGCCGCGCAAAGCGCCCACGAGAAGAUGCAACUAUUCUGCGGUGACUCCAUCGACAGCACGCCAACAAUAGUAACCUUCCAAGCAAGCCCCAUGCAACAAAUGAUACGCGCACUCAUCCACACGCUACAAUUCGGCCUCGCAUACAUCAUCAUGCUGAUCGCGAUGUAUUACAACGGGUACAUGAUCAUAUCGAUCUUCCUGGGGGCGUUUUUCGGGAAGGCGUUCUGCGACUGGGGACAAUAUAGGGUUGUGGUGCCGCGCCCGGCUUCUCCGACUGCCGCGCCAGAUGCGGCCGCGGGAAUGGCGGGGGAAAAGCCGAUGGAGUGUUGUGGGUAG
Aspergillus heteromorphus CBS 117.55 is the source of this 564-nucleotide messenger RNA. Its product is annotated as copper transporter family protein. Gene Ontology annotation, molecular function: copper ion transmembrane transporter activity. NCBI's taxonomy places the organism in Eukaryota, Fungi, Ascomycota, Eurotiomycetes, Eurotiales, Aspergillaceae. Gene Ontology annotation, biological process: copper ion transmembrane transport. The record is from RefSeq and is a predicted model, not a curated record. Gene Ontology annotation, cellular component: membrane. The transcript is spliced from 3 exons. The coding region runs from base 1 to 564 and encodes 187 amino acids.